Messenger RNA from Anopheles coustani, 2268 nucleotides. It is a transcript of the gene ChAT, whose product is annotated as choline O-acetyltransferase. Bases 141 to 2075 code for a protein of 644 amino acids. The transcript has 9 exons. Lineage: Eukaryota; Metazoa; Arthropoda; Insecta; Diptera; Culicidae. Gene Ontology annotation, biological process: neuromuscular synaptic transmission; acetylcholine biosynthetic process. The record is from RefSeq and is a predicted model, not a curated record. Gene Ontology annotation, molecular function: choline O-acetyltransferase activity. Gene Ontology annotation, cellular component: neuron projection; cytoplasm.
UCACCAACAUCCGUGGAUUCCUCUCGAACCGGCUGAACAGCGUUUCCAUCCCCGACACAGGAUGGAAAGAUUCCAUUCUGCAGUUGCCAAAGAAAUGGCUCUCGACCGCCGAGGCUACGGACGAGUUUGGAUUCCCCCAGAUGCUGCCCAAGGUACCCUUGCCCACGCUGGAGCAGACGACGACGGAGUAUCUUCGGAUCCUGCAGCCGAUCGUAACUCCGCAGCAGCUCGAGCGCACCCGGGCGAUCAUUAGACAGUUCAGCGCAACCAUCGGACCGGCACUGCAGGACCAUCUGCAGCAGAAGCGGGACGCCGAGGACAACUGGGCGUACCACUACUGGCUGAACGACAUGUACAUGGACAAUCCGCUGCCACUGCCGAUCAACUCCAACCCGGGCAUGGUGAUGCCACCGCGCCGGUUCACCACCGUGCACGAUCUGGCCCAGUUCGCAGCCCAGCUCAUCGAUCAGCUGAUGGACCACAAGGAGAUGCUGGAAAGCGGUGCGUUAAAGCAGGAGCGAGCGACAUCGCGCGAGAAGGGACAACCGCUGUGUAUGGCGCAGUACUAUCGGCUCCUUGGGUCGUGUCGACGUCCGGGAGAUCCCCGCGAUAGCCAGUACCUGCCGCCGUCCGGUGAGCAGCCUGAUGCACAUGUGAUCGUUUGCUGCCGGAAGCACAUGUACUGCCUACCAGUAAAGGCGGGUGAUCGUGGACGGCUGAACGAACAAGAGCUGACGGCGCAGUUGCUGCACGUGCUCAACGAGGCGCCUUGUUUGCCGGAGUUAGAUUCGUCCGUGGGCAUCCUGACGACCGAACCACGUCCCCAAUGGGCUGCCGACCGCGAGAUGCUUCUGAUGGACGAGUCCAACGCACGUAACAUCGAGCUGAUCGAGACGGCCCUGGUGGUAGUCUGCGUCGACGAGCCACUCCCGCUGACGUACAACGCGCGCGGCUUCAACGGAUCGCCGGCCGGGGCACACUACGCCGGCGGGCGCGACGAAAGCAACAUGGCACACGAGAUGGUACAUGGUGGGGGCAGCGGGUGCAACACUGCCAACCGCUGGUUCGAUAAGACAAUGCAGCUGAUCAUCUGCAGCGAUGGUACCUGGGGCUUAUGCUACGAACACUCGCCCUCGGAGGGUAUCGCCGUGGUUCAGCUGCUCGAGGGUAUCCUGAAGAAGAUCGACGAAGGACCGGCAGCACGGGACGGAGCUGAGGAGCAGCUGGCGAUGCCGCAAUCGUCCCAUCUGCCUCCACCGGAGCGGUUGGAGUGGGUUGUGCGGCCAGAGAUUGAGAUGCGUCUGCGGGAGGCGGCUCGAUCCAUCGACAGACGCAUCGAGGAUCUCGAUUUCUACGUGUAUCGCUACAAACCGUACGGAAAGAACUUCAUCAAGGCCUGCCAGGUCAGUCCGGAUGUGUUCAUCCAAUUGGCCCUUCAGCUGGCGUACUACAAGCUGUACGGUCACCUGGUGAGCACGUACGAAAGUGCAUCCACGAGGCGUUUCCUGCUCGGGCGCGUCGACUGCAUCCGGUCGGCCAGCAUGGAGGCACUCGAGUGGGCCAAAGCGAUGUGCCAGGGCGAGGGUCCCAACGUGACGCUCGAGAGCGACAAGGAGGACGACUACAGCGCCGAGGCCGCCGGAGUGGACGUUAAAAAAGUAACUUUCAGUAUUUACAGUAGGGACCACCUGCGGGAGCUGUUCCGGUGUGCCGCCGCCCGCCAGACGGAGGUGAUGGUACAGAACAUUCUCGGCUACGGGAUCGACAUACAUCUGCUCGGGCUGCGGGAAGCGUGCCGCGAACGGGAAGGCACCAUGCACGAGCUGUUCACCGACGAGUGCUAUAAAAUUGCUAACUGUUUCCUUCUUUCCACCAGCCAGGUGGCCUGCACGACGAACAGCUUCAUGGGCUACGGUCCGGUGACGCCGCACGGCUACGGAGCGUCGUACAAUCCGCACCCGAACGAGAUCAUCUUCUGCAUAUCGGCCUUCUUCACGUCGGACAAGACGAGCGCGUCCCGGUUUGCCCGCUCGCUGCAGGAUUCACUCGAUGCCAUGCGGGACUUGCUGUCCUAAAUGCUUUCUCCUCUUUUUCACAGGAACCAACAAAUUAAAGAAUCUGCACAUCCAGCACGGCAAGAAGAGGCACACUCUAUAAUCUUUUUCUUUUUAUCUCCGGUGGCCUUAAACGAAAGAGAACAAGCGUACGCAAAACCAACAAGCUUAAAAAUGGUUCAACAAAUCAGAAAAUAAUUCUUAGCAUGUCUUG